Molecule: messenger RNA, 1176 nt
Organism: Manihot esculenta (cassava)
Lineage: Eukaryota; Viridiplantae; Streptophyta; Magnoliopsida; Malpighiales; Euphorbiaceae
Product: NAD-dependent protein deacylase SRT2
Exons: 8
Coding region: 226-1176 (316 amino acids)
Molecular function (GO): NAD+ binding
Source: RefSeq, a predicted model, not a curated record
AAUGACUAGCUUUGGAAAUUUCUCUUCUCUGCCAAAGUCCGACCAGAUUGCUUCCGCUUCUUCUCAUCAGUCAUCACUAUGCUUCUCCAUUUACCUUUCUAUACACCCUUCUCUUAAUUGAAAUUUAAUAUGCAGGCAUACACAAGUGGAAAUUUUCUGGGGAUUUUCAUUAGAGGCAAGUUGGAUGAAUUCAUUUUAAUCUUUGAUGGAUUUUAGCAUCACAUCAUGAUUGACAUAAUCUCUUUUCUUCUAAAAUCUUAUGGGAUUAAAGAUUUUGUUCAAUCGUCGAGCAGCGGAAGAUGGACAAUUCCUUUUCGACCUUAUGUAAACUUUGUACGAAGGAAAUGCCGUAUCUCAGUUCCUGGGAAUGAAAAAAAUGGGCCUUCAAGCUACUUGAGGGACAAGAAGAUAGUUCCUUAUUCAGACCCUCCCAGCAAUACGGAUGUUAAUCUUUUGUAUCAAUUUUUUGAUCGUAGCACUAACCUUGUGGUAUUGACUGGAGCUGGAAUUAGUACAGAGUGUGGAAUUCCUGAUUACAGAAGCCCAAAUGGAGCUUACAGUUCUGGUUUCAAACCAAUUAAUCAUAAGGAAUUUCUUCGUUCAAGUCGGGCCCGCAGGCGGUAUUGGGCUAGGAGCUAUGCUGGAUGGAGACGGUUUACUGCUGCACAGCCUGGUGCAGCUCAUUUUGCUUUAGCAGCACUAGAAAAAGCUGGCCGGAUCAAUUUUAUGGUCACUCAAAAUGUUGAUAGACUACACCGUCGUGCUGGGAGUAAUCCACUUGAAUUACAUGGAACUGUCUAUUCGGUCAUUUGUCUAGACUGUGGUUCUUCCUUUAGUCGGAGCUUAUUUCAGGGCCAGCUGAAGGCCCUUAACCCAAAGUGGGCUGCAGCAACUGAAAGCUUGGGUUAUGGAAGUCCUGGAUCAGACAAAAGCUUUGGCAUGAAGCAGAGGCCAGAUGGCGAUAUAGAGAUUGAUGAGAAAUUCUGGGAGGAAGAUUUUCACAUACCUAACUGCCAAAAGUGCAAUGGAAUGCUAAAACCUGAUGUUGUUUUCUGUGGUGAUAAUGUUCCAAAGGAUAGAGCAGACAAGGCAAUGGAGGCUGCAAAAGGAUGUGAUGCAUUCCUUGUUCUGGGAUCAUCUCUAAUGACCAUGUCUGCAUUUCGACUUGUUAGGUAG